Manis pentadactyla (Chinese pangolin) is the source of this 5544-nucleotide messenger RNA. It is a transcript of the gene IFT140, whose product is annotated as intraflagellar transport 140. Lineage: Eukaryota; Metazoa; Chordata; Mammalia; Pholidota; Manidae. Gene Ontology annotation, cellular component: ciliary basal body; axoneme; intraciliary transport particle A. Gene Ontology annotation, biological process: intraciliary retrograde transport. The record is from RefSeq and is a predicted model, not a curated record. Gene Ontology annotation, molecular function: protein binding. The transcript is spliced from 31 exons. Bases 650 to 5533 code for a protein of 1627 amino acids.
GUCUAGGUUACCUACUAAGUCAUAGAACUAUGUCGAAUCAGUAGGCUUUUCUCGGAAAUACUUGCCUCCUCUUUGAGACAAGACACAACAGCGAGCCUAGCAAGCGUUCUGGAGUCCAGAAGCCCCAGCAAUUGGAGUGGCCAGAGAGGAGAGUCUUCAGGUGGCGUCCCGUGUUUCCCCCACAGUCUCUGAGGCCAUCCUCCACUUCCUCUACCCCACCUCUGAGGCCUAAGAGGUUGGAAAGGUGUAACUACUGAGCGGGGCCUCCCAGGCUUUGCAUCCCUGUCACACCUACAGAAAUUCCCCCAGCUUCCCUUCUCUGCACAGGACGGCACAUCCUGGCCUCUCAGCCCCUUUCCAAACUAACGUUGAUUCUGGUCCGCGGCUGCGGUGCGAAGAAACUGUCUCUGUGACCGCCUAGUCGCUGCCCGGGGCGCCCGCGGGCGAUGCAGCCCUCCGCGCAGCACGAACACUCCCGAUAGUCUUCGGCUAUUUCCGGCCUCCCGGGGCACUUCGGGCUGUCUCGGUCCCCGCGUCUCUCACCUUCGGCUGUUUCCGCGUUCUGCUCGCAGUUGUUGUCCCGGCAACGUGCGGCGGCGCGACGACUGUCGGGAGCAGGGUUCAACUCUGACUAGGUCUGACUUUCGUCAUGGCCCUGUAUUUCGACCACCGACUUGAAGCCCCAGACUCAGUUGGCUCUCCUUCCCACAUCAGUUGGCACCCUGUCCAGCCACUCCUGGCAGUCGCCUCUCUCAGUACAACCUCGGGAGGCAGAGUGGAUGUAUAUCUGGAACAGGGUGAGCACGUGCCUGAUAUGCGUAUUGAGAGAUCAUUCCGGGUCAUUUCCCUGAGCUGGCACCCUACACGGCUGAUCCUGGCUGUUGGCUGGGAGACGGGGGAGGUGACAGUGUUCAAUAAGCAGGAGAAAGAGCAGCAUGUGGUCCCCCUGACACACACUGCCGAUGUCACUGUCCUCAAGUGGAGCCCCAGCGGGAGCUGCCUCGUGUCAGGGGACAGGCUCGGGGUCCUGCUCUUGUGGAGGCUGGACCAGAGGGGCCGAGUGCAGGGCGUGCCCCUGCUGAAACACGAGUACGCUCGGUGUCUGACCUGCUGCGUCUUCCAGCUGCCGCCUCCUGGCGGGGACCUCGCCCAGCUGGCGAAGGCGGCUGUGAGGGGCGAUGAGAAGGCCCUGGACAUGUUUAACUGGAGGAAGAGCGGCUCCGGGAGUCUCCUGAAGACGGGGUCUCAGGAGGGACUGUCAUUCUUUGUCAGCUUGGUGGACGGGACAGUGCACCAUGUGGACGAGAAAGGCAAGACCACCCGGACGGCGGCUGUGGACGGCUCCGUCCAAACGCUGUUCUACUUGGAGGAGCGGAAGGCACUGGUGGUGGUCACAGAGAGCCUGCUGCUGUCGCUGUACAUGGUGACCCCCGGGGGCGAGGCCGAAGAGAUGAUGAAGGUGAAGCUGAGCAGGAAGACGGGCCACCCGGCGGACGUCGCCUUGGUCGAAGGCAGCCUUCUUGUGAGUGCCACAGGGGACGCGGCCCUCAGAUGCUGGGAUUUAGAACGAGGGGAGAAUUACCUGCUGAGUCCAGAGGAGAAGUUUGGUUUUGAAAAAGGAGAAAAUAUAAACUGUGUUUCUUACUGUAAAGUCAAAGGCCUUCUGGCAGCGGGGACUGACAAAGGGCGAAUAGCCAUGUGGAGAAAAGUGCCACGUGCCCAGAGCAGCCGAGGGACGGAGGGCAAAGACAGGUGGGCCCUUCAAACCCCUACUGAGCUCGAAGGGAACAUCAUGCAGAUAAAGUGGGGCUCCAGGAAGAACCUUCUGGCCGUGAACAGCAGCAGCUCUGCGGUCAUCCUCAGCGAGCAGGCCAUGGCAUCGCACUUCCACCAGCAAGUGGCUGUGGUGCAGAUCUCCCCAAGCUUACUCAGCGUGUCCUCCCUGUCCACAGGGGUGACGCACAUGCUGCGCACAGACAUGCACAUCCAUGGCGUGUUUGCCACCAAGGAUGCUGUUGCCAUCUGGAAUGGAAAACAGGUGGCGAUCUUUGAGCCCUCUGGAGCCACAUUUCGAAAUGCAGGUACCUUCCUGUGUGAGUCUCCGGUGUUAGCAAUGCAUGAAGAAAGUGUGUAUACAGUGGAGCCAAACCGAGUUCAAGUUCGGACCUGGCAGGGCACCGUGAAGCAGCUCUUGCUGUUCUCUGAGACGGAGGGGAGCCCGUGCUUCUUGGACAUCUGUGGGAAUUUCCUGGCUGUGGGAACAGACCUGGCUCACUUCAAAAGCUUUGAUCUUUCCCGAAGGGAGGCCAAACUGCACUGCGGCUGCAAGAACCUGGUGGAGCUGGUCCCAGGGGCAGCAGGCGUGGCCUCGCUCAGGGGCAAUGCAAAUGGCAGCAAGAUCAGCGUCCUCCUCAGCAAGGCUGACAGUGGCCCUGACUCCAGAAUCUGCUUCUAUGAUGUAGAAAUGGACACGGUGACUCUCUUCGACUUCAAGACAGGACAGAUUGAUCAGAAAGAGACGACAUACGUUCACGGGCAGCAGACUAAGAAGGGGGCCUUCUCUUUCAGGAGCUGCCCCUUCGAGGAUGAGAGGCUGACAAAUCUCAUUCCUGUGAACCACUUCUGGGAUGAGAGCGAGCCCAGGCUGUUCGUGUGCGAGGCUGUGCGGGAGGAGCCGGGAGCCCAGUGCCCCGCAGAGGACAGCGCGGCCCUCACGGUGGACGUGUGGAUCCUGUCCUUCUUCGUUUCUGAGGAGCACGGCUUCCUGCUUCAGGACAGCUUCCCCCGGCCCCCCACCUUCCAGAUGCUUCUGGGGAUGGAAGUGCCCUCUUACUACUUCACCAGAAAGCCGGGAGAAGCAGACCAAGAUGGCCAGCUGGAUCCAGGGUGCCACCACGUCCCCCAGAUGGUGGGCAGGAGACCUCUGCGGGACUUCGUCGGGCUGGAGGACUGCGACAAGCCCACUCGGGAUGCCGUGCUCGACUUCAGCUUGUUCGUCACCAUCGGAGACAUGGACGAAGCUUUCAAAUCGAUCAAACUCAUCAAAAGCGAGGCCGUCUGGGAGAACAUGGCCCGCAUGUGCGUCAAGACCCAGAGGCUGGACGUGGCCAAGGUGUGCCUGGGGAACAUGGGCCACGCGCACGGAGCCCGGGCACUGCGGGAGGCGGAGCGGGAGCCGGAGCUGGAGGCCAGAGUGGCCAUGCUGGCCAUACAGCUGGGCAUGCUGGAGGACGCCGAGCGGCUCUACAAGCAGUGCCAGCGCUAUGACCUCCUGAACAAGCUGUACCAGGCCUCCGGCCAGUGGCACAAGGCAGUGGAAGUUGCCGAGCGCCAGGACCGCAUCCAUCUGCGCACCACCUAUUACAACUACGCCAAGCACCUAGAGGCCGGCGCCGACUGCGGUCUGGCCCUCAGCUACUACGAGAAGUCCGACACCCACCGCUUCGAGGUGCCCAGGAUGCUGUCGGAGGACCUGCAGUCCCUGGAGCUCUACAUCAAUAAGAAGGAGGACAAGACCCUGUGGCGGUGGUGGGCCCAGUACCUGGAGAGCCAGGCCGAGAUGGAGGCCGCGCUGCACCACUACGAGCUGGCACAGGACCACUUCUCCCUGGUGCGUAUCCACUGCUUCCAAGGCAACAUCCAGAAGGCCGCUGAAAUAGCCAAUGGGACGGGAAACCGGGCCGCCUCCUACCACGUGGCCCGCCAGUAUGAGAGCCAGGAGGAGGUGAGGCAGGCAGUGCGUUUCUACACGCGAGCGCAGGCCUUCAACAACGCCAUCCGCCUGUGCAAGGAGAACAGCCUGGACGACCAGCUUGUGACCUUGGCCCUGCUGAGCAGCCCCGAGGACAUGACCGAGGCAGCCCGCUACUACGAGGAGAGGGGCGAGCACAUGGACAGGGCAGUCACGCUGUACCACAAGGCCGGCCACUUGUCUAAGGCCCUGGAGCUGGCCUUUGCCACCCAGCAGUUCGUGGCCCUACAGCUCAUAGCAGAGGACCUGGACGAGAAGUCGGACCCCGCCCUCCUGGCCCGCUGCUCGGACUUCUUCCUGGAGCAUAGUCAGUAUGAGAAGGCAGUGGAUCUGCUGCUGGCCGCCAAGAAGUAUCGUGAAGCCCUGCAGCUUUGCCUGGAGCAGAACCUGACCAUCACCGAGGAGAUGGCCGAGAAGAUGACCGUGUCCAAGGACUCCACGGACAUGUCCGAAGAGUCGCGGCGCGAGCUGCUGGAGCAAAUAGCAAGCUGCUGCAUGCUCCAGGGCAGCUACCACCUGGCGACAAAGAAGUACACGCAGGCUGGGGACAAGCUGAAGGCCAUGAGAGCGCUGCUGAAGUCUGGGGACACGGAAAAAAUCGUGUUUUUUGCGGGUGUCUCAAGGCAAAAGGAAAUCUACAUUAUGGCUGCCAACUACCUGCAGUCCCUGGACUGGCAGAAGGAGCCAGAGAUCAUGAAGAAUAUCAUCAGCUUCUACACCAAAGGGCGGGCCCUAGACCUUCUGGCCAGCUUUUAUGAUGCCUGUGCCCAGGUGGAGAUCGACGAAUACCAGAACUACGACAAAGCCCACGGGGCGCUGACAGAGGCCUACAAGUGCCUGUCCAGGGCCAAGGCCAAGAGCCCCCUGGACCAGGAGACCAAGCUGACCCAGCUGCAGAGCAAGAUGACGCUGGUGAAGCGGUUCACACAGGCCCGCAGGAUGUACCCCCAGGACCCCACAGAGUCGGCCCGGCAGUGCGAGCUGCUCCUGGAGGAGCCAGGCCUGGACGGCGCCCUCCGCGUCGGGGACGUGUGCGGCUUCCUGGUGGAGCACUACCUGCAGAUGGGGGAGCUCCAGACGACCUCACCGCCUCCACAGCCCCGGCCCUCCGCGUGGCCGGGCUUCCACCAGCUGCUGCGCUGUGCUGGCCUCGGUCCUCUGCUCAUGUGCCACGUGCCUUGCCCAGCCCAGCGCACAGCCCUAGGCCUACAAGUACCUGGAGGAGAUGCGGCGGCGACUGCCCUCGGCCAACAUCGCUCACUAUGUGAGCCCGCGGACAGUGGGCGCCGUGCACCAGGGCCUGGGCAUCCCGCUGCCGCGCGUCGGGCCCGAAGAGCGCACCAGCCGCAGCAGCGCCGAGGAGCGCACGGAGGCGGACGAGGAAGUCCCGGACGAGGCGGACGCCGAGCCCUGACCGCCGGCCGCGUCUGGAAAGCUCGUCUGGAACUUUCCGGUGGUCGGCAGCAGCUGGAGCCCGACCUUCCUGCUGAAGAGAACACCCCGGUGCUUGUGGGCGCAGCGGAGGGCAGGGGGCGCGGCGCCGGCCAGGGCCUUGCUCACUUUAACCCCCCACGGCAGACUGUAAGGCCUAAGAACUUUCUGGAACCCCACAAGCUGAGGGCGGUGGUGUGCUCACUGCGCGUCUUCGCCGCAGGACGCACUCUCCCUGCCCGCAGGCACGCGGGCCCCUGCGGUCGGGUCAGGCUCCGGGACGGCGGCAGCGUCCUGACACGGGGCGGCCCGCGCUCCCCAGCCCGGCCCGGCCCCUUUGAGCCCCGCUAGAACCACAGGGC